AUGAAGCUUAAAUAUUGGAUUUCGGGUGUGCUCGUGCUCGCAGAAGCGGCCCUAUGCGAGAGUCGGAAGACCUCUGCCACCUCAACCGCCCCACCCCAGUUUACAAAUGCCCUCGGUGAUUUUAAUCGUGCCUUAGACCCAUCUGCAGUUAGUCCUUACAAUCCAGAGCAGCGGUCGAAGCUUGACGUCUGGAAGCGAAGCGCCAUUACCCCUCGCCAAGAUGACGACCUUGCCCCGACUAACUCCAAAUUUGACCGCUGGCUUCGGCCUCCCGAAGGGCCCCACCAGGUAUUUGGGUGCAUAAAUAAGGGAAACAUGGAAGGACUUUCAACGGUCGAAAUGAAGAAAACGGGACGCUAUCUUAUGUGGCAGUUAGAGAAAAGUUUCUUGGCGUUCAAGACACAAUCAACUGACUCUGAGAAUCCAUGCUUUCCGGUAUUUUGCUACGAAGAGUUUAAUGCUACCGUUGCGAUGUGUAACAAACGGUCGGAUAUGGCGAAUACGAUCACUAUACACGGCUAUGAAAUCGGAAGAUUGGUGUGGGAGAUGGGUGUGGCGGUAGGUUUUGAUUACAGGCAUCUUAUCCAACCUUGGGAGGGCUCAAAACGAAUCUGUGAAAAUCCAGAAUCGGAAGAGAACGGGAAGCUGCUUACUGGGAGCUACGUUGCUUGGACUGGCUGGUCAGAGGAUGAAUGGGAGGUUACUAUUUCUAAAGACGCCGAUGGGUGCAGGAAAUGGCGUGGAAAUCCGAACUGGGUGACCACUGGCAAAGGGAUGAUUCCGGAAGAGCUUCCUUUAGAUAUUUUUUAA
Messenger RNA from Orbilia oligospora ATCC 24927, 810 nucleotides. RefSeq lists its product as uncharacterized. The transcript is spliced from 2 exons. Lineage: Eukaryota; Fungi; Ascomycota; Orbiliomycetes; Orbiliales; Orbiliaceae. The record is from RefSeq and is a predicted model, not a curated record. The coding region runs from base 1 to 810 and encodes 269 amino acids.